AUUCCAUCGUUAUCUGCAGAAGAUAUCUCCCACGAUUGGGCGCAUCCAUAAAGGGUUCGAACCUACCUCUCGCCAGUUGUCGCUGCCCAUGCUGACUGGAAGCUUCCCCCGUGUCGCCACCACCGCAGUGUCUCGCGUUAUUCUGUUUCCAUUGCUCGUCGCGCGCGUAACCGCUCUUUGAGAUCGUUUUACGGCACCGUUCGAAGGCAGUAUAGCAAGCAGUAUAGCAACUUGAGCGCUUGAUUUCGUUAUUCUACGUAUCCUUACGAGUGCAGAAAUUCGUACGUGCGGGUUCCGUGCGAGAAUUAAGUGUACACACACACCAAGCGCACACCGGACUCGAUUCGAAAUCCAAGCUCGCGGAUGUUGAUACGCGAGACCACUCUCACUCCGUGAUUGCUCCGUGAUCUAGUUGUGUUUUCACCGGACUCCCAGUUUUACACCGGAUGCCGAGAUAAGCGUGAAGCUCCGGUAUCGACCGUACCGUUCCGGGAUAGUUAUCGCUCAACCGCAUAGUUAUCUGGGAUAAUUAUCGCUCCGGUAGCCGGCGAACGUCAGGCGAGUUCAAGAUGACAAGAUCGAAAUGAGUGACUCGCUGAAUAUCACCGCAAUGGAGGCUCAAUACCUCGAGUCCGAAAAUUCUCUGAAGGUGUCCUCGCCGAACGUGGCGCGGCAAGACUCGGGCGUGCCGGAGGAUCUCGCCUCACCUAUCAACGAUGAGACACGGCCCCUCAGCGGAGAGGAGGAUUCGAAUCUUACUAUGAACAGCGAAUGCAACAUCACCGUGAUCCACGUUAGCGAAUUGGAAAGCUGUAAAGCGAGCGAGAAAUCGCACGCCGAGAACAAGGAUAGUAAGGAUGGUAGCGACAGCGGAGUCGAGGGCUGCGCCACAGAAACUCCGCGGGUGCGAAGGAACAGCGUCGAUUGUGGGAGCAGUUGCGGCGGCCUGGACGAGGCCUCCUGCGAUUCCAGUCUCGUCAGUUGCUGCUCGGUGUACGAGGAUCCAUGCGGAUCGACGCUGCCGGACGAUGUGCGGCUCGGCCCUACCGGCGGCGAGGGCACAAGCGAAGGCGGCAGCGAGAGCUCGUCCAUCGCCGGUAGCGUGUCUGCGCGAACGAGUCGAGGGAAUGUGAAGAGGACCGCAACCGCUUCGAGCGCGACGAAGAAGAAAACGUCGAGCGGCGCCGAGUCGCAGAAGAGCACUCGCGCGAAACCGACGAGCAUGACCUCGAGCGUGUCCUCCAGCUUGGGCACGACGACACCGCGAUCCAAAUCGCGCACGGUGACUCCUAGAAAUAUAUUGACCAAAGUACAAAGCGCGAGCCGGGAGAGAGAACGGGACAGGCCGCGAUCGCGGGAGAAAUCGGGCGCCCGAGAUUCGGGUUCCUCGCUCGCCGCGGAGGUCACAAAAACGCAUGUUGCUAGUCGUAGUGCGACGUACGGCUGUCGAUCCGGCGGCAGCACCGCAUCCAAUCUGGCAUCCAUACCGACUUCGUCCUCCGCCGCGAAGGCGAGGACGAGAGUGCUGCCCGACUCGCUGCCAUCCGCGCUGACUACGGAAAUCAACAAGGAUCUCGCGCAGCGUGGCGUGAGAACCGUCAAGGGUGACUCCUCGAGGGCCGCGUCCGGUACGCGAGGAGGGGCGUCGCGGACGCCGGCGUCCACGCCGUCCGAGGAAACGAGAGCGAGGAUACCGUCCCUUUCGAAUUCUCGCGUUCUCUGCGCAAAAACCGCUUUGCGCGCUGAUAGUAAAGUCGUCGGCCAGGAUAACAAAGCACUGGACACGUAUGCAACAUUGCCGCGCAGGAACAGAAAUAAAUUGAUGAUUUCGAAGGCCGUGGAGAAGGACAAGACGACCAGAAGUAGAUCCGGAAGUCGUGACGUUAGUCUCAGCAGAGCUCUCGAGAGGAAAACUAUUGGCGGAAGAGACUCGUCUUCCGUUCACAAAAGCUUGCCGCCGUAUCCCAGACAAAGAACUGUCGAGAGGACCCGUAUAUAUCAUGAAACCAGCGCGCAAACCGGCUUAACCGGGCAGGAUAUCGAGAACGUGAUGUCCGGACAGCCGAGCGCCAUCGCCGGGCCGGAAGUGAUCGAGAGGCUACACCAGAGUUGCCAGACAGAGGACGCAUGGAACGACGUGCAGACUCUGCAGGAAAACUUGAAACGCUUGAACGAGGAGAGCAGCAGUCGGCGAGAAGAAAACGAGAGACUGAAGCUCGAAUUGGCCGAGGCGAAUCGGCUCUUGGAAGAGGAACGAGCCGACCAUGCGUUCGCGCGUCAAGAGCUCGACAGGAACGCGCAACGGGUAUUGGCUAUGUUGGGCACGCCGCAAUCGGAGCAUGCAGAGGGCAGCGACAGUUUUCUGGAACUCGAGAGUCACAUACAGUCCUCGGGACAAGUCGUUGCUAAUCAACAGGUCGAAAUAGCUGAUCUGCAAUCACUUUGUCGUAUGCUGAGCAGGGAUUUGGAGAAAAGUCUAGCCGCGCAAAAAUCCUUGCUGCAGCAACAACAAGAAUUAGAGGCUGAAUCAGCCGAGAUGCAAGACUUCCUGCAAGAAGAGAAGGCCACCUUGGCGGAUGCGCUUAAGGACGCCGAACUAGAGCUCAAGAAAAAAGAAGAAAUUUUACUUCUGAAAGAGGCGGAUUUGGCAAGACAAACGGAGGAGUGUCAGCAUUUAGUGCGAAUUAGCGAACAAAGAAGGCAGGAGAAUUUAUCGAUGAGUAUGAAAUUGAAUGCCGUUGAACGAAGAAGUAGAGAACUUUUACUCACUCAAGGCGCUGCCAUGUCUGGAGCGGCUGUUGCUCUCUCUGGACUUAGCACCAGAUUAGAAGGAUUAGUAGAUCAAUUAAUCGCUUCCUACAAUAUCUCGAUAAAAGAUCUUGAAGACGUCAUAUAUCAUAAUGAAGCGUACAGCAGAAGUAACAGUAGCGUAGAGUCUAGUCCAGUUAGCUCUAAGCAGAGUUUGAAGGAGCGCACGCCGAGUCCAAAAAGCGGAUCCUUCGUUUCCGCAGUGAUCAGCGCGAUUCGUAACGCCGCAACGCAUCCUUUCGCAACGAGAAGCAUCGAUAAAAAGUCCAAUCUAGAUUCGUCCAAACAGAUUUACAAAGAAUUAAGUAUGGAAUCAUCGGAUCUGCUCGAUUUCGAGACCGAGCCGUGUCUAAUGAUGGAAAGCGUUCUAGAAGAUGUUCCCUUGCCCGACACGUACUCGCAUAAUAUGAUAUCGAGUAGCGAUUCUCUCCGAAGAGCGUUCAGUUUCUCCGAAACGACGGACGACGUGAGAAAAUCGAAGAUCAGUGACGAUUGUAGCAGUUUAACGAGCCUCACUCAGGCUAUUUUGCAUCGUCGUAAGGUGGAAGACGAAGGUGACGAUGAUUGCGAUUCCGUGAGCGAAUCUGACACCGGCACCAACGACGGUCCUCUGCCUUUAACUGACUAUUGUCCGUCCAUUGAUCUUGUCGAUCAAGUGAUCGAGGUGGACAAUCUUGUUACUAAACUGUUGAAAGUAUUACGAAUCAUACAGCUCGAUAAUGAUACGUGCAUACAGGAAUUAAAAGAAGAAAAAUCCAACUUUGAGAUGAAAUUGGAAGCCACUGUAACGGAAUUGAACGAGCUUCGCAAGAUUAUCGAUAAUCUGCAUCAAUCGCCGGAGGAGGUCUUGAACAACGUGUCGGACCGGCGACGUAGCGUCGUGGAGAAUUGUCGGAUUCUGCUCAAAGAGGCGGGUAAGGAGGAAUUAAAAUUUGACGAGGCCGUGCUUGCUAUUAAUAGCAGUCCCGGUGAAGUAGACUGUGAAGAUCUCAAUGCGAACGAGGCGACUUCCGUGUAAUGUCUUAGGAAUUUUGUAUAUUUUCUCAAGUUAUUAAUUAAGCAAUUUCGAUUUUUGAGAAUGUCCAUGUCAAUUUUGAUAAUCUUGUAUUAAGCAUUGACGUAUGAUUUAUUGUUAAUCAUAAAACUUCAGCUAAGGUUUCUAAUUUUUGCAAAUAAGUUGUCGAGCAAGUUUCGAGAGAGCACAUUUGUAUUGUAUACAUUUUUCCUUUUAUCGUAAUGGCAUGUUUUUGUGUAAUAAUAUUAAUUUUGGGUCCAGAUAUAUGUACAUAAUAUUGUACGUCGAGAUCAAAGAAUUGAAUCAAAUUUAAAUGAUUAUGUCGUUGGAUUUAAAGUGUUGUACGUCAAAAUAAUCGUUUAGGAAUAAAAUAAUUGUAGUCAAAAAAACUACAUUCAACUGUGCAUAGCAUUCAGAAAGAUGUUUGGUGAUUUUGCAUCGUAUAUUCUCAGCAGUAUUGGACAGAAUAUAUUCGCGAAUAAUAAUUACGUUGAUACAUUUCCUGGAAGAUGUACGAUAUGUAAAUCAUAAUUUAUUAUCUGCGUGAAUAUAUUUCUCCCAACACUGAUUCCCAUCGCAUUCAUCAUGGAAUUUUAUUUCAUAAAAAUUAAUAGCCAUCCAACGAAUAAAAUUACCGGUCUUAUGAAUAAAACAUUGAUGUUAAAUACACUUUCCGUGUCGAGAUAUGAACAGGGUAUCUUACAUCUGCGAUAAUAAAAGCAUUAGCAUUUAAUGAAGAAUAUAAUUAAGGUGCAAGAUACACUAUCAUCGAAAACAAAGCCGUGAAAGGGAUUUUCGCGAUUUUCGGCUGAUUUGCGCGGUUGAUGUUCACUGCUCCUUCCUUGUCAGCUAAUAAUGGAACCAGUGGGCGCCGAGCAGCGCCAAGUAUGAGAAUCGACCGAAAGUUUCGGACAUCUUUCCCAGCUCUGAUGCAAAUAAAAAAAAAUUCAAAUAUCUUCUAUCGUGUCUUAGAUUGUGCAACACUUACCAUUAUCGUAAUCAUUGUGUGCGAGAAGAUAGCAAAAUAUUUUGUGACAAGAUAUAGAUAUAAAAAUGCAUAAGAAGCUUCUAGAUAAAAUCAUCACAAUGUUUUUGAUAAAAAUGCUUAAAGCUAUCGCGCUCUUGAAAAGAAGCUCACAAUAUUAUUUUAUAACUUUGAUUUCACUCUGACCUAGCGAAAAGUUUUCAAAAUCUAUCGUAAACAAAUAUUGUAAAUGAAUCUUAUAUAAAUUAUUCUUUCUGUAUAUACAGUCUUAAAUAAUAAAGGAAGAAUUACACACGUGCCCGCGCAAGAAUGAUCUAAUAAUUU
Molecule: messenger RNA, 5132 nt
Organism: Linepithema humile (Argentine ant)
Lineage: Eukaryota; Metazoa; Arthropoda; Insecta; Hymenoptera; Formicidae
Gene: corn
Product: cornetto
Source: RefSeq, a predicted model, not a curated record